AUAACCUCACAAUCGUGAUGUAGGUAAAUUAUAUGAUAUAGGUAAUAGCAUAGCACGGUUGUUGAAGGCACCUUAAUCUUCAAGAAAAACACAAGUAUAUUAGGACCAGCGUACUUACGAUUUAAAAAUUUCUGCAUUUACUACACCACUGAGAACGAGAACAGUUUCCAAAACAGUUUAACAAACAAAACGAAAUCACCUGUCUUAUACAUUUAUCUAUCGAUAUAGGUACAUACACGAAUAUGUAAAAGAUUUAUGUAUUUUCAGUUCAUUCAGUUGCCCAAUGCUCCGUCGGUUGUCAGAGUUGCCGUGGGACAUCCGUAAAUAUUGGACCUAUACGUAGAACGAACGUGCCAACAGAUCCGUGAUAUAAUUUAAUUCAAGUAAUCUUUAAAUAAGAAACUCUUUUAUCGUUCCAUAAAAUAGCAUUGAGCUAUGAAUAUAUGUGAGGAACAUCUUGACAUUACGAUAGAUGAAAAUGAAAUUAUUGUUGGUGCGAAAGAUAUUAUAAAGAAAAUUAGACCGUCCUGGCCUUUACAACAACUGCAUUUCAAGAUAUUCACUGAUGGAAGAACAAAUAAGUUGGUAGGAGUAUGGUACUCGGGACAUUAUACAGAUAUGGUCCUGAUUAGAAUUUAUGGCAACAAUUCAGCGUUACUGAUCGACCGAAAAAGCGAAAUAAAUAAUAUCCGGAUAUUGAACAAGGCUGGCUAUACUCAUUGCAUUUAUGCUACAUUUAACAAUGGAUUUGCCUAUGAAUUUUUGGAGGGUGAAACUCUGACCACUGAAACAGUCAGGAAUCCAAAAGUAUACCCAUUAAUUGCGAAACGUAUGGCUGAAAUGCACACUCUCAAAUUUGAAUUUAUUAACUAUAUUAACUAUAUUAUUAACUAUAUUUAUUAACUAUAUAUAAAAGCACACGUAUACAGGGUGAAUUUUAAUGGAUGUCCCAUUCACAAUUGUCAUCUGCCAAUUUGUCUCAAUUUUCUUUCUAUAUAUAUAAAAAAAUUUUCCAUUUUGUAACGAAGACGUAAAGUUUAACAAUUAUUCUAUAUAAGAAGUGCUCUUUAUCAAAAAAAGGAUGCUCGAUGAAGUAUUGAUGGUAAAAGGAUGGGACAUCCAUUAAAAUUCACCCUGUAUAUGUAUAUAAUAAAAAGUUAUAGAUAUUA
Messenger RNA from Temnothorax curvispinosus, 1169 nucleotides. Its product is annotated as ethanolamine kinase 1-like. The transcript is spliced from 4 exons. Gene Ontology annotation, molecular function: ethanolamine kinase activity. Bases 436 to 903 code for a protein of 155 amino acids. Gene Ontology annotation, biological process: phosphatidylethanolamine biosynthetic process. Gene Ontology annotation, cellular component: cytoplasm. Lineage: Eukaryota; Metazoa; Arthropoda; Insecta; Hymenoptera; Formicidae. The record is from RefSeq and is a predicted model, not a curated record.